UAAAAAAAUCAUGGCCGGAAGAAUGGGAGGACGUGGCAGAGGAAGACCCAAUCAGUCUUUUUCCAUGGAGAGAGAAUUGGGCAUCUCCAAAGGAGACUCGUUGCUGUCCACGUCGAUUCUGCAACCGUCGCCUCAUUAUCCCUCGUUGGACUGCAAACCUCCGCCGAUCAAUCUGAGCGCCGAGAUGAGUUACCUAGUUGAAUUAAAGAGAGAUUUUACCGAAUACGUGCGCGAGUCGCCGAAUAACGUGCAAGCUAUUGUAUUAAACGAAGAUAUCGAACGAUUUUGCGAAGAUUACGAGGAGACUAUAGCGGAAUAUUACACCAGAUCCGAAUACGAAUCAAGAUACGAUUGGAACAAAGUGCCCGUUGAGCUAAAAGGUUCGCACAAUAAACGCAAGUCUUCUCCGCAAAAGAACGUGGACAAAAGAAAAAAGGUCGAAUCGGUGGACAUUCAGAAAAAACUGGAAGAGUUGGAGAAAACUGAGAGUACGCAGAAAAUCAAAUCGGAGAGAGAAGAUAAGGAGCAGGAGGAGGAAGAGGAGGACGCGGAGGACAAGGACGUGGACGAACGCGUGAAGAACGAGGAUGUGGAAAUGGACGACGGGACUGAUUACGCGAACGAGUAUUUCGAAAACGGUGACAAUUACUACAGCGAGGAUGAGAACGACGACGGACCUACAUUUUAAUACACGAAUGUGUGACAUUGUCUCAGUCUUCAGAUUAGUAACAAGUUUGUUUGCGUGUGAAAAACUAGUUUUUAUAUUGUUAGCGCAUCGUGAGCAAGUUUAGAUUUUUAAAUAAAGAGAGAGAGAGAAACAAACAGAGACAGAGACAACCACGCGAGCCACAAGAACGUAAUUCUCUGUUGCAACGAUUUACUUUCGUUUUUUUCUGAGGCCUGGUUUAUGCGGGCAAACAAGGCCUUGUUUUGGCCUUGUUUAGGCGGGUAAUAACUGUUAAUUUAUGCCAGAAUUUUAGAGUACAGUUCAACUAUAGGAUUUCAACGCUUCUGUUAAUAAACAGAAAUAUUAAAAUCUUAGGCCCGCAUAAACCAGUCCCUGAUUCUUUGCUACCGAGAAGAAAGAAAUGAAUUAUUUAGAUUAGCUUGCAUAUAUAAGUUUAUGCAUAUGCGGAUAUAAAUGAAAACAGAGGAAUGGGCACGAUAUGAAGAAAAACAAUUCAAGAAAUCACAGGAAGCGUCGGCGUGUUCUUUAUUACGAGUAUUUCUCAAUUUUAUCUAUAUAUAAUAUAUAAUAUAUACUUAUAUAUAUAUAAUAUAUAUAUAGCCAUAAUAAUCUGCAAUUAUUGUAAUAAAUGACCCGCCUCUAUGAUGCGAUCAGAUUAGUACAAACGCAAUCGUUUGGGACAAGCGAUUCGGGGGGAAAGGGAGUAAAAGGGUUGUGUUUCACAAAAAUCACCGAGGUAGAAAUGCGCAAAAAUACCGUAGUGUUACGUAAUGUUUGUUUACGCACACUUUGUAAAAUCUUACGUCUCGAUUUUUUUUUUUUUAUAUUUUGUAGAUUUUUCUUUUUUAUUUUUCGAAAACAAAUUUCGUCGUACUAGCAAAUUUAUGCGCUUUGAACGGUGCGAUAGAUUUUUAUUUAGACAAAAGAAACGCUAAAUCAUAGAGAGAAUCUCGCUAUCUCUCCCAGAAAAAAAGACACAAUCGCCGAUCACUCAGUUUUUUCCUUUUCAAGGCCGAGAAAAUUCGUGAUCGAAUAUCGUCGAUGCGUUCGGAGAUACGAAUCUUUUGCGAUAAGCGAACUACCGAUAAAUCAAUUAGCUGCAUGUUUUUUUUUUAUCACAUAAUAUAUGUGUGAAUAAAUUUUGAGUCAUGACGCAUGCGUCGCGAUUUGGUCGCAAAUUGAAGAGCAAGCAAUUGUGUGUGAUCAUUUUUAUAUAAUGAUGAUUAUAUGGAGCUUCAAGAAUUUUUAAAUAAUAAUGAAUUAUGGCUAUUGA
Molecule: messenger RNA, 1961 nt
Organism: Pseudomyrmex gracilis
Lineage: Eukaryota; Metazoa; Arthropoda; Insecta; Hymenoptera; Formicidae
Gene: Polr3G
Product: DNA-directed RNA polymerase III subunit RPC7
Exons: 1
Coding region: 11-688 (225 amino acids)
Biological process (GO): transcription by RNA polymerase III
Cellular component (GO): RNA polymerase III complex
Source: RefSeq, a predicted model, not a curated record